This is a messenger RNA of Stegostoma tigrinum, 2295 nucleotides long. RefSeq names its product deoxynucleoside kinase. The record is from RefSeq and is a predicted model, not a curated record. The transcript is spliced from 8 exons. Gene Ontology annotation, biological process: nucleobase-containing compound metabolic process. Gene Ontology annotation, cellular component: cytoplasm; mitochondrion. Lineage: Eukaryota; Metazoa; Chordata; Chondrichthyes; Orectolobiformes; Stegostomatidae. The coding region runs from base 787 to 1581 and encodes 264 amino acids. Gene Ontology annotation, molecular function: deoxyguanosine kinase activity; ATP binding.
CUGCCUGCAAUUGUAACUCAAAUUUAGUUACAGUAGUUCUUUAUGGAAAAAGACCAAACAGCGAGGGAACGGCUUUCCCUUUCCCCGCCCUAUUUCAGAAGAAGGAUCCCGACCCGAAACGUCAACUUCCCGCUCCUCUGAUGCUGCCUGGCCUGCUUUGUUCCUCCAGCUCUACGCUGUGUUGUCUCUGAUUACUUCCUUCUAGAUUCCCCCUGGAUCGAGAUUCCAUCUCCGAGCACCAAGCCAUUGUUUCCAGGGAUUGUCACGAACCUCACCUUCGGUGAUCCUCCUUCCACAGCUUUCAACCUCCUACACUUUGUGCAAUACUUCUCAUGGACUAUGUGACUCAUAUACGGUAGGAAUUUCACAUCAGUAUUCUCCUAACCGGCAAGUACGUAGCGUUUUUCGACUGGGUCGUAAGGCAUUCGAUCGACCGCAACUGAAAUGUAUGGCAGAGACGGCAAAUAUUGCGCAAACUGAAAUGGAAAAAAAAAAUGCUGGCAAAACAGAUUAAAAGGUUUCACUCAGGAGGGACGCUUUUGUCCGGUCGUCCUAGUCGAAGUUACUGCGACAAUAUUGAGGUGCCCAUUGUUCUAGGGAAGGAGUGGAUUGGCUGCAAUUAAUGAAUGAACGAACAGCGACGCUGCUCUUCUGCAGUGGGUUAGAGUUACGCCAGCAGAGAGGCGCGGCCAAUACUUCCCGAUACUACAAAUACGAACCGAGCCCGCCACUUUCAAAUAUUUCUAGCGCUGCUUGCCAGAAGGUAGGAACUGUUCACACCAGACUAUGGCUACGCCGCCAAAAAGAAUGUGUGUCAGCCCCACUUUCGACGACAGCUUUGAAAAGAGGGUGAAGAAAAUUUCAAUUGAAGGAAAUAUUGCUGCGGGUAAAUCCACUUUUGUUCACAUGUUGGCAAAAGCCAGUGAUGAAUGGGAAGUUGUUCCUGAACCUAUUGGCAAAUGGUGCAAUGUUCAAACAAUGGAUGAUGAAUUCCAGGAACUUACAACAUCACAGAAAAGUGGUGGCAAUCUCCUCCAGAUGCUCUAUGACAAGCCAAGUAGAUGGGCAUAUACAUUCCAAACCUAUGCUUGCCUGAGUAGGGUUCGGGCACAGCUUAAGCCACUGUGCUCCAAAAUUCAAGAGGCUGAACAUCCUGUACAGUUCUUUGAAAGAUCACUGUACAGUGACAGGUAUAUAUUUGCCUCAAAUUUGUUUGAAUCUGGUGAUCUGAAUGAAACAGAAUGGGCGAUUUACCAAGAUUGGCAUGGUUGGAUACUAAAUCAGUUUGGUGCUCAAAUCGAGUUGGAUGCCCUGAUCUACCUUCGAGCAACCCCUGAAAAAUGCAUGGAGCGCCUCCAUUUGAGAGGCAGGGAGGAAGAACAAGGAAUUGAGUUGGAGUACCUAGAAAAGCUGCAUUACAAACAUGAAUCUUGGCUUUAUAACCGAACAAUGAGGCUUGACUUUGAAUACUUGAAGGACAUUCCUAUUUUAGUGCUUGAUGUUAAUGAAGAUUUUAAAGAUGAUAAAAUCAAACAAGAGGACAUUUUAGACAAGGUGAAGACGUUCCUGCAGACGUUGUAAUACAACAAGACUACAAACCUUAACUAGGCAUUGCACUGACUUUUUAAAUAUUUAUCAAAGUUUUAAUCCUUGGAUGGAUGAUAUGAGGAACUUAAAUAGUUACUAGUUCAGCAAUCAGGUCUGUAAUCUUGCAUGGACCCGUCGAUUGUACUUCUGCCUAAUUUGUUUUCCUGCAUCCAAACAGUCGUGACGGUCUGUCUUCUUCUAAACGUGCUGCUAAUCUCAACAACUUCUGGAAUAACCUGGUUAAGAAUGUAAUAAGAUGGUCUUACAUGAAGCAUAGUCUAGUGUGCUAUGAUGUUCUUGAUUAAUGUAUUAAUAAAUGAAUGUUACAGUAUUGUUGAUAUAAAUGACAAUAACAGUAAACUGAAGAGAAUGUACUAAUCUGGUUGAAUUCCUUACAUAUGCCAUCAGAUCUGAUGCAGGCUUGUAAUAUUAAUUCAUCAGUACCCUGCAGUAUAUUGCCACUAUUUUAUCUGUUUCUGCUUCUGUCAAAAUGCUCUCCAGAUAAAAUUACAUAUUUUACAAGUUGCACUUGCAAUUCUGUACACUUUUUUUGCAGCUUGGAAUUUUUUCUUCUUUUUCCGCUUCCAACCAUUGCAUUUUACACACCCUUUUCAAGGUUAGACUCUUAUAGGAGUAAUUCUGUAAAUAGAUGUGAAUUAUAGAUUUUUAUUAACUUUAAGUUGAGCCUUUUGGUGAUGUAUCAGUUUA